This is a messenger RNA of Nezara viridula (southern green stink bug), 767 nucleotides long. The record is from the annotation of a GenBank genome assembly. Lineage: Eukaryota; Metazoa; Arthropoda; Insecta; Hemiptera; Pentatomidae.
UAACACUAUUGGUAAGAGGCAAUAAAAUUGCUCUAAUUGUAGAUCGAUUCGUUUGGGAACGUGUUGUUUUUGUUUUGAAGUCAAAGACAAUAUUUGAAAAUGUUUUACCAUAUAUCGCUGGAACACGAUAUAUUGCUGCACCCAAGGUAUUUUGGGCCUCAAUUACAUGAAACAGUUAAACAAAAAUUGUAUACUGAAGUUGAAGGCACCUGUACUGGCAAGUAUGGCUUUGUCAUUGCUGUCACCAACAUCGAUAACAUUGGUGCUGGCGUCAUUCAGCCUGGACAAGGAUUUGUAGUUUAUCCAGUGAAGUAUAAAGCCAUUGUAUUUAGACCUUUCAAAGGAGAAGUAGUAGAUGCUAUUGUCACCCAAGUCAACAAGGUUGGAAUGUUUGCAGAAAUUGGACCUUUGUCAUGUUUCAUAUCACAUCACUCAAUUCCAGCUGAUAUGGAAUUCUGUCCUAAUGAAACGCCACCUUGCUAUCGUUCCAAAGAUGAGGACGUUGUGAUAACAGCAGAAGAUGUUAUAAGAUGUAAAAUAGUCGGGACUAGAGUUGAUGCAUCUGGAAUUUUUGCAAUUGGCACUCUUAUGGAUGAUUACUUAGGUUUAAUUGGAAGUUAAAACUUAAACUUCAAGAAAUCAUUUUUCAUUCAAGACAUUUUCAAGAAAAAAAUUAUUUGUACAUUUAUCAUGUUUUUUAAAUGUAAAAUAUAAGCCAUAAUAAGUAUUUUACAUCAUUGAUUGUAUUAUUUUUUAUUAAUAAAGAU